Lutra lutra (Eurasian river otter) is the source of this 678-nucleotide messenger RNA. RefSeq names its product submaxillary gland androgen-regulated protein 3A-like. Bases 1 to 678 code for a protein of 225 amino acids. The transcript is spliced from 3 exons. Gene Ontology annotation, biological process: regulation of sensory perception of pain. The record is from RefSeq and is a predicted model, not a curated record. NCBI's taxonomy places the organism in Eukaryota, Metazoa, Chordata, Mammalia, Carnivora, Mustelidae. Gene Ontology annotation, molecular function: endopeptidase inhibitor activity.
AUGAAGCCACUGUGCCUGAUCAUGGGCCUUUUGGCUCUUGAAGCAUGCUUCUUGCCCAGUGAAAGUCAAAGAGGUCCCAGGAGACAAUAUCCACCUUGGCUUCCUCCUCCUUCUCCUCCUCCUCCAAAUUUUCCUUUUGGUCCAGGAUUUGUCCCACCCCCUCCUCCACCUUUUGGCCCAGGGAGAAUUCCACCACCCUCUCCACCUUUUGGCCCAGGGAGAAUUCCACCACCCCUUCCACCACCUUAUGGCCCAGGGAGAAUUCCACCACCUCUGCCUGGAAUCCAUUAUGGCCCAGGUUAUCCAUAUCCACCUUUCCAACCAAGACCUUAUCCAACUGGAUCUCCAACUGGAUACCCUUCAACUUAUCCUCCCUUUACUCCUGAACCCCAAACACAAACUACUACAACAGACUCCACUACAACCACAACAGGCACCACUACCACCCAAACAAAGCCCACCACCCCCACAACUACCACUUCGACUCCCCAAAAGACAACUACCGCUUCGACUCCCAAAGAGACCACUACCGCUUCGACUCCCGAAGAGACCACUACCGCUUCGACUCCCGAAGAGACCACUACCGCUUCGACUCCCGAAGAGACCACUACCGCUUCGACUCCCCAAAACACAAGUCAGAAGAAGUUUCUAGAUAAAUUCCUUUCAAUUUUUGGAUGA